Molecule: messenger RNA, 1446 nt
Organism: Humulus lupulus (European hop)
Lineage: Eukaryota; Viridiplantae; Streptophyta; Magnoliopsida; Rosales; Cannabaceae
Product: pheophytinase, chloroplastic
Exons: 6
Coding region: 119-1282 (387 amino acids)
Biological process (GO): chlorophyll metabolic process
Cellular component (GO): chloroplast
Molecular function (GO): chlorophyllase activity
Source: RefSeq, a predicted model, not a curated record
AACAAUAUCUUUUGAGAAGAGAAAACUACCCAACCAAACCCAAAACAGAACAGAGUUUAAAGAAACUAGAGAAUGAAGUGAACACCAUUACCAUUAGAAGAAAGAAAGAGAGAAAGAAAUGGCUGCUGCUGACUCUGUUUGGAUGCAUUUGCAGUUGCAGCACCAGUCCAUCCAUAAGAAGAAGGAGAGAAAGAGUUUCUUUUUGAGUCCAAUUAGUGCUGUUAACAUUGGUGGGAAAAAUGUGAUUUUUCCUACUAUUACUACUCCUGUUGUCUCCUUGAACAACUCUUCUCUUGGUGUUGUUGCCAAGUUGAGUUCUUCCGCCGCUGAAGCAGCUGCGGUGCCACCUCUCGAAUUGGGUGUUGGGGAGAUAAAGAACAAGUGCAGGAAGUGGCUGUGGAAGGGUCAAUUUUCCAUUAAUUACUUGAUUGAAGGAGAAGAAAAGCAAGAGUCGAAAUCGAAUCCUCCUUUGCUUCUUGUUCAUGGCUUUGGUGCUUCCAUUCCUCAUUGGCGAAGGAAUAUUAGAACAUUAGCCCAAAAUCAUACUGUUUAUGCAAUUGACCUUCUUGGGUUUGGUGCUUCCGAUAAGCCAGAAGGCUUUCCAUAUACAAUGGAAACAUGGGCUCAGUUAAUAUUGAACUUCGUGGAAGAAAUUGUAAAGAAGCCAACUGUUCUAGUAGGGAAUUCUGUUGGAAGCCUUGCUUGUUUAAUUGCUGCCUCAGAAUCUAAUCAAUCAUUGGUUAGAGGACUUGUCCUUCUAAAUUGUGCUGGUGGCAUGAACAAUAAGGCAAUUGUUGAUGAUUGGAGAAUCAAACUAUUGUUACCUUUGCUUUGGUUAGUUGAUUUUUUACUGAACCAAAGAGCAAUUGCUUCUUAUAUCUUUGAGCGUGUCAGGCAGAGAGAAAACAUCAGAAAUAUUUUGCAAUCUGUAUAUGGGAAUAAGGAAUCUGUGGAUGAUGAACUGGUAGAGAUCAUCAUUGAACCAACAUUCGACCAAGGAGCAUUGGACGCUUUUGUUGCGAUUGUGACAGGUCCACCAGGGCCAAACCCUGUGAAAUUGAUGCCAAAAAUCUCCAUACCUGUUCUACUUUUAUGGGGCAAUCAAGAUCCAUUCACUCCUCUUGAUGGACCUGUGGGAAAGUACUUCAGUUCCUUACCUGCUAAAGUACCAAACAUAAGCCUUUCUGUUUUGGACGGUGUAGGGCAUUGUCCUCACGACGAUGAGCCUGAAUUAGUCCACGAAAAGCUGCUGCCAUGGUUGGCUCAGCUUCCAGCGUCAUGAUCAUGACAGAAAAAAACAUGCAAUUCUUAUCAAUUGCCUCCACCCCACUUGGUAAGAUUAUGUAGAAAACCACUCCAUUUGUUAACUGAUAUGUAUAUUUUUCGAUUAAAUUACUUUGAAGCUGAACAGAAAUAAAGAAAAGGAAACAGAAUUUUAUGGAUAUA